Molecule: messenger RNA, 2691 nt
Organism: Lasiosphaeria miniovina
Lineage: Eukaryota; Fungi; Ascomycota; Sordariomycetes; Sordariales; Lasiosphaeriaceae
Product: ferric reductase like transmembrane component-domain-containing protein
Exons: 1
Coding region: 1-2691 (896 amino acids)
Biological process (GO): copper ion import; iron ion transport; intracellular iron ion homeostasis
Cellular component (GO): plasma membrane
Molecular function (GO): ferric-chelate reductase activity
Source: RefSeq, a predicted model, not a curated record
AUGGCUUCAGACGCGCAACCAGCGCUUCGGAGCGUGCCAGAUGAGACGCUUGAGGCUGCGGCAGAGCUGGUCAAGCGCAUCGCCAUACCACUUACCACCAACAGCCCCCCUGGCCUCGUUCAAGCUCUGACUUUGGAUCCGUGGUCGCAAUCCGGCAAGUAUGCGCUGGGAUGGACGUACUUCGCCCUGGCCGUCGUGGGCUUGGCCGUGUUCAUACGGGUAUGGCACUUUUGGCAGGAUAAAAUUCGACAAGCCAUCUACAAGCAGGAGAUGGAACAACACUUCAAGGAGAUGUACAGCUUGGAUCCGGACUGGGACAGGACAGGGGCUUUGGCGACAGGCAUGACGCAGGCGGAAUCCAGGCGCCAUUUCUUUCCCGAUGAAGUCGUCGAAGAGAAGAAGUUCAAGCCGAAGGCCCAUUUCUCGUCGGUCGGCUUCGUCAACGACACGCUGGCCCUUUUUCGAUGGGUGUUCUAUCGACCCAUCCCGGAUAUUGUGUGGAGGAAACACCGCUUCACGUUCUCAUCCGUCGCCGUCUUGUUCUCAGUCUUCGUCGCGCUCUCGUUCGUAACAAUCUUCAGCUUCCUCCAGCAACCGCUCUACUGGCAGAGCAUCCGGUUCGGAUCGCCGCCGCUAGCAAUUCGCUCAGGGAUGAUCGCAGUUUCCAUGACCCCGUGGAUCGUUGCGACGAGCACAAAGGCCAACAUCCUCUCGUUCAUCACUGGUAUCGGUCCAGAGCGGCUCAAUGUCUUCCACCGCUGGCUCAGCUACCUGUGUUUGUUCAUGUCGCUCGUCCACACCGUUCCUUUUUACAUCCAACCAGUCUGGGAGGAUGGCGGCAUGGACGUUUUCUCGGCUAUUUUCCCUCCGGACAGCGGCAUCUAUAUCUACGGCACGGGUAUUGCAUGCCUUGUUCCCCUUGUCUGGCUCUGCGCUGCGUCAUUGCCCAUCAUUCGAAGAAAGGCGUACGAGCUGUUCGUUAUGCUUCACGUCCCAGUCGGCUUCGUCUAUGUUGGCAUGCUCUUCUGGCACACCAAGAACUACCUGCUCUCUUGGAAUUACCUCAUUGCAACCAUCGCCAUCUUCGUAUUUUGCAACGUCAUCCGGCUCUUUAACCUCAACUGGGCCCGGCCGUGGCGUCUGGCGUUUAUGAUCGGAGACGAAGCCGCCAUCAACAUCAUGACGGAAAACACGAUCAAAAUCACCAUUCCAACCCAGAUGCGAUGGAAGCCGGGCCAGUAUGUGUAUCUACGCAUGCCUGGCAUCUCGGUCUUCGAGAACCAUCCUUUCACAAUCUCUUCUCUUUGCAGUGAGGAUUUUCCUUCCGAGUACGGCGAGCAAUAUCGGGACUGCGUGCUCGUUUUCCGGCCGUACGGCGGAUUCACGCGCAAGGUUCUCGAGACUGCCAUCGAGAAAGGCCCGUUUCACACUUAUCGCGCAUUUCUCGACGGGCCGUAUGGAGGCAUGCGUCGCGAGCUUGCCGCGUUUGACACGUGCAUUCUCAUUGCUGGCGGCAGCGGUAUCACAUCCUUAAUGUCGCAGUUACUGAACCUGAUCAAGCGCAUGCGCGACGGGAAGGCCAUAACCAAGAAGAUUGUGGUGGUGUGGGCGCUGAAGCGGCUCGAGGCCAUGGACUGGUUCCGCGAGGAACUGCGUAUCUGCCGCGAGGCGGCACCGCCCGAGACUGUUACUUGCAAGUUCUUUGUGACAGCAGCAGUCCGUCAUCAGGGAGCUGCGGGUGCAGCACAAGGCCGCGCACCGAGGCCGCUGAGCAACAUGUUCCAUGACAAGCUGGACGGCUUUGUGGCUGGGAUUGCGAACAAGCGCAACAGUGCUCUGAUCAUGUCCGAGGCACAGGGUGAUCCUGAUAAGGAGCGUGAGCUGCGCGCCGAAGACGAGGACCGCAUCACAGCCCUGCCCCAACAGAAAUAUCUCCAGCCUCACUCCUUCCCGCCUCCGCCACCAGGCCCGCCACCAAACAAGGCGGCGGCGACGGAUGAUACUCUCCGCAGGCUUGAAGGCCGUGACAGCGAAUCCAAGCAACUAGAGAGUGAUGCCUCGGUGGGCGAUAGCAAGGCCGGUAAACUUGACGGCGAAUUCCACUUCCCGCCGUUGGCCCGCCCCGGCGAGAAGGCACCGCACUUUAACUUCGCGCCGCCGGCUGGUAGACAGCGCUACAGCCAGCUCCUCGCCCCAGCCGACGCUUCUGGGCGCCCGAGUCAGGCAGGUAGCGGUGGAAGUGAUGGCCAAGACCAACCCGAGAGUGGUCCGUCAACGGCGCCUGUGCGGCCACCCGAGCUUGCACACCUACGCACCGACGUGGGCGGUGUCCAGCGGCCGCGGCCAACAAGCACAUUUGGCCCGCCGUCGGGAUUCGAGUUUGGCUUCCCUGAGACGCCGACGGAGUUCCAACGGUCACUGAUGCGCUUCGCCUUCCCGAUCCCUCACGAGAUCGAUGGCGGCUGGAGCGUGGAGUACGGCCGGCCCGACCUGGGCUACAUGCUAAAGGAAUGGGCGACAGGCGGGCCCGACGGACGCGGCGUUCUAGGCAGGCGAACUGCCGUGUACGUGUGUGGACCGCCGAGCAUGAGAGUUGGCGUCGCCACCACGGUCGCCCGUCUGCAGGCUGAGAUCUGGGGCGACGACAUGCUCGAGGAGAUCUUCCUGCACGCCGAGAACUACGCCCUAUGA